This is a messenger RNA of Culex pipiens pallens (northern house mosquito), 3085 nucleotides long. Its product is annotated as protein anachronism. Lineage: Eukaryota; Metazoa; Arthropoda; Insecta; Diptera; Culicidae. The record is from RefSeq and is a predicted model, not a curated record. Bases 309 to 1694 code for a protein of 461 amino acids. The transcript has 6 exons.
UUACCAGAAAUCAUUUCGUACAUAGCUCUUGACAACGCAAGUGUCCAGUAGCAGCGGAACUCUCUCUCUUAACUAAGUUCUUCAGAAGUUCUUAUAUUGUUUCUUAUUUUGGAUUAUAUUUUUAAAACAAGAAAACACCUCCAAAAUAUUUUUUGAUUCUUUAUAAAUUUUUGUGAGUUAAUUUACAACUGAGAAGUGAAUUAUAUAAAGUGAAAGUAAAUCAACGGUUAGAAAGUGUUAAAGGAUACGUUCAGGACUACAAGUGAUAACAGAACUGUAGAAUCAAUCGAUUGGUGAAAAUCAACAGGAUGAAGUUCCUGGUGCCAUUCGUGGCGAUAUGUUCGCUGGGUAUGCUGGCCACGGUCCGUGGGGCCCCGUUCAACUCGUACGACACCAUCGAGGAACUGGUGGUGCCCGAGUCCAAGGUGAUCGAUUUCGACAACCUGACCGAGAGCGAACGGUCUGACCUGCUCCGCAAUCAGAUCAACAUAACGGCGGUCAAGCUGCAGCAGCAGCGCCUUCGGGACGAGGCCGCCCAGAAGAACUUGCAACGGGCCGGGGCUCCGAUGGCCAUCAAGCAGAGUGCCACCGAACCGAACGUGUCCAGCCACGCGCAGAACCGCAAAGCGUUCGAAAAACAGAUCAUCGGCAAUAUCCGGCAGAGCAUCGAGUCGAACCUGAUGCGCAACGACAGCUACAUCCAGAUGGGGGCCACGCACGAGAUGGCCUUUUCCGCCGUUUGUGACCUGCCGAAGCACACCGAGCAGAGCGUCUGGGACGAUCAGUUCACCUGGAACCUUUACUUCCGUCUUACUCAUAGCAAGCCUUACACUUCGGUCAGCUCGGCGAUUUUGAGAUUGUACAUGAAGGGCAGCAACUCAACCGAUGGAGAUUCGAACCGUCGCGAUGACGAAAACUGCAAAAAUCCGGCCGAGCCGAUGAUCCGCAUAACAGUUUCGGUGUACAUGCGCAAGAAGAACAAGGACAACUCCGUGAUGGAACGCAAGAAGCGCAUCUGCAGCAGCAUCACCGUAACGAAGAACUACCGGGGCUGGAUCACGCUCGACACGCUGCUGGCGGUGAAGCAGUGGGACAAGCCGAACCGUAACAUGGGCAUCGCGAUCGACGUCCAGGACCAUGAGGACCAGCCGUUGCACGCGGCCACAUUCUUCCAGCCGGCCGAUUGCCUCGAGGCAAGUAAAGCAAACGCAACAGCAGCCGUACUUCCAUGGAGCUUCUUCCGAAACUCACUCUCAUGGUCCUCGGAUGAAAUGGACGAUGUGCCACACGUCCCACGCAUAGACAUCAUGAUGAUGCACAAGCCUCUGUACCAACAUUACCAGCAUCACUCGCACCACUCCCGUCCCAUCUUUCGGCCGAAGCACCAGCACCCGCACCACCACUACGGUGGAGUUCGCUACCGCCUAGAUAACGCUUCCGGACCGUCUUCGUCAUCGUCGUCUUCUUCCUCCGUUGCCAACUCGUUCGAAUCCGUGGACGAGGUCGAGAUCAAGCAGCAUCCGUCGGUCCACGUGCACCACUCACAGGCCAAGCCGCACAAGAAGCGCCACCUGAACCACAACAACCAGCAACAGCACGUGGCCCGCCACCGGGUACAGUUCGAGAAUAAUUCGGCGGAAAGUGACGAAGACUACUCGGCGUCGUCGGCUUCCCUCGAGGAACGGAAGCUCUGAGAGUCCGGUAGUGUCGAGGUCAGCCGGCCCCGCCGUGGGCACUAGUAUUAACGACCUUAGGUUAGCGUAGCGUAGCAGUUCACGCGUUGAUCGCAUUCGGCCGAGACAUUUGCUGGUGUGUGGUGGAUACGGCCCUGGCGCGACAUCACGAUCACGCAUCGCGAUGUCGCGCAACAUCAGCUCCGCUCGGAGUUGCUCCGAAUAAGCUAAGCGAAGAAGAGCCAGAAAACACAGUAAAACUCGAGUUCCUUCCCACGUAUUUCGAUUUUGUAUUUUAUUUGUAAAAUCUAGCAUUUACCCCUUAGAAGUGGCGAGAUAACCAGUGACAGUUUACAAGAUGCGGUCACGCUUGACCGCGUAGGUACGAUAGGUUUAGAGUUCCUGAGCUCCGCGUAGAAUGUGUGUAUGUGUACUUAAGCAGACGCGGCAUGGCCGCUUGGACGGCGGCGGGUCCACAGUGGUGUGGUGCUCAUCACGAUGUAGUCUGUAAGGCAGGUCAGUGUGUAAAUCACUGUUUAGGGUCGCUAAUACAUUGCAGGCUUGACGGUAUCACGAAAUAUUCCGUAUAAAGCCAAACUAGCUUGAUGCAGAGGUACACGGAAAUUAUCCUGUAUUUCACCUUAAUUUGUUUUAGUUUUUGUGCUUGUUCUCGAUUUGACUUCAAGAUACCAUAGAUCCGACAUAUUUUGAAAAUUGACAGUUAAUGCCAAUUUGCAUGAACGUUUUACAACACAAAUUUCCAAAUGAUAAAAGUUUAAGAACAAAAUUGCACGAAGCAAGAAAUACAAUUUCUCUUCCGUACUACAGUAUCGAAUCGUCGAAGGGCAGUUGCGCGCAAGCUUCAUCCUAGUUUAGGGCACUUAUUUAUUUAUGUUUGCGCUGGAAAGCAGCAUUUUCGUUAAGCUAAGCUAAACUGUGUAAGGGACAAACAAAAUGCGCUAGUAAGAGCUUUAAACAGAUACGCUAAGAAACGGUAGUGUUAGAAACCUCCCCCCAAACUUUGAUUGUAUAUAAUGAGCAAAAGUCCUUCUUGUUAGCUUUAGGUUAUUUAUUCCCUCAUGAGAGAAGGACAGACCAGCUUAAGCUAGCAGUCGUCUCUAAUGUUUAUUUUAAGUAACUUUUUGCAUUACAGUUGAUAUUCAAAUGUGACGAAUGAACCGAAUGAUUUGUACAUAUUUGUUGCGUAAGUUCAGUUUUUCAAACGUGCUGAUUCGGUUGCUACCUUUAAAGGUUAAGAAGCUCAUAUUGCGUGUAAGACGUAGUAGCUCGUAGGAUGUGAAUUAUUCUCAAAUCUAAGCGUUGUGUCUAGAGUGUAAGCCAGUCAGAUAUAAAACUUUUAUUGAAAACAAAAUAAAAUUUAAAAAUUCAGCAAACUUUAAUUGUUACACGAA